GUGUGGGCGCACGGCCGAGUGCGCGAGUCUGUAACCCGAGCGCAGUGACAGCGGUCUGACUUGUCGCCCACUCUAUGUUGGAACAAACACGGAUGGACCCGCACGUUAACUUUCUAUGAAAAUAUCACUGUGAUUUUAUUUGCUGAAUCGCCAUGAAGGCCCAGGACUGGUUUAUUGUCACCUUCUGCCUCUGUGCCCUGAGCGCAAUCGCAGGUGCAUCAGAAGCAGAAGAUCGGCUGAUGAAGAAACUCUUUUCUUCAUACAAUAUUAAAGUGCGUCCUGCAAGGAGGCCAGAGGAAAGAGUCGUUGUGAGGAUAGGCAUGACCCUUUCAUCAUUCGUCAGCCUGAACAUGAAAGAUGAAGAGAUGAACACUAUUGUUAUUAUGAACUUGGAGUGGAACGAUUAUCGCCUCUCCUGGAACCCAAAAGAUUAUGGGGGAAUUGAUGUGUUGCGCAUCCCAUCUGGAAAAGUGUGGCUUCCUGAUAUUGUUCUCAUUAAUAACAAUGAUGGCAUAUUUGGUGUAGCUCUACAGGUCCACGUGCAAGCCUACAGUAACGGCCGUGUGACGUGGACUCCUCCAGCUCUUUACAGGAGUUCCUGCGGAGUAAAGGUGACAUACUUUCCUUUUGACUGGCAAAAUUGUACCAUGGUUUUCCACUCGUAUACAUAUGAUUCCUCAGAAGUGGAUCUGCAGCAUGGCCUUGAUAAGAGAGGAAAUGAAAUCCGAGAGAUAGUCUUCGACACAGGCUUUAGUGAGAGUGGAGAAUGGCACAUUCGUCACAAGGUUUCUAGGAAGAAUGUGCGAGAGGACCUAUAUGAGGACAUCACCUUCUACCUGAUCAUCGAGAGGAAGCCCAUGUAUUACGUGUUUAACAUCGUCCUGCCCUGUAUCCUCAUCACCAUCAUUGCCAUCUUUAACUUCUACUUGCCACCUGAUGCAGGGGAGAAGAUGGGCCUUUCCAUCAACGUACUGCUGACUUUAACUGUCUUCCUGCUUCUGCUGGCCAACAAAGUCCCAGAAACAUCACUGGGUGUUCCCAUUAUCGUCAACUACCUGAUGUUCACCAUGAUCCUGGUCACCUUUUCUGUCAUCCUCAGUGUUGUGGUACUAAACCUUCACCAUCGCUCCCCCAACACACACCAAAUGCCCCUUUGGGUGCGCAAGAUAUUUAUCCACAUGUUGCCUCCAUACCUGGGGAUGCUGCGACCUAAAGUGGAGACCCCUCUGUUUCUUGAGAAACCUGCCAAAAAGGAGAACACCCAAGCCAUCAGCAGAGUGGCUGAUGAGUACUUCAUCCGCAAGCCCAAUAAUACCAACUUCCUCUUCCCCAAACCCCACAGGUACCAGCCUGAUGGUCCAUGCACAGACCUGAGGAAGUUCAUUGACGGCCCCAGCCAUUACCUCGCCCUUCCUCCAGAUCUCAAGUCAGCCGUAGAGGCCAUCACUUACAUCGCAGAGCAGCUGCAGGCGGAGAAAGAUUAUGAGGCUUUAAAGGAGGACUGGCAGUAUGUUGCCAUGGUGGUUGAUCGACUCUUCCUCUGGAUCUUUGUGAUUUUUACCACCCUUGGGACACUGGGCAUUUUUGCUGAUGCCAGCUUCAAUGCCACACCUACUGACCCCUUUCCCUAAAUCUGAUGGUAGUCUUGAACUUUUCACCUCUAAAACAUUGGCAUGAGAUGUGUUAGACACUGUAAUGUACUCUCUGUCCAUCUGAGAAACGUUUAUUUUGCUCAGAUUUACACCACUGUUCGAACGUUUGAGGUCAGUAAGAUUUUUUUUUUUCUUUGAUUAGAAACUAAUCAAAGAAUCCAGAGAAAUGUGUAUUGAACACCAAAUCAUAUACCAGCAUAUUAAAAUGAUUUCUGAAGGAUUUUAUGGCACUGAAGACUGGAAGACUGGAGACUUUGUCAUCACAGGAACCAGUUACAUUUUAAAAACCCUUAUUUUAAUUGUAAUGAUAUUUCUCAAUAUUACUGCUUGUGCUGUAUUUUUGAUCAAAUAAAUGCAGCCUUGGUGAGUGACUUUUUUCAAAAACUUUACCGACGCCAAACUUUUGAAUGGUAGUGCAUUUGCAUCUAUGCAUAAUGUGCAAGAAAUUGUUUAGAUACCCAGUGUGAUCUUAAAUGUGUGAACGCUGUUCUAGUCAUUAUCUAGUCAAUAUUUUUUAAGAAACUUCUAUGUGAUUAAUAAGAGCAAAGAAGGUGUUUAAAAAAAUCUGCUUUUUUGUUUCAAGAACUGUUUCCCGCAUAUUUUACAUACUGUAUAUGAAUUUCCUCUACCAUGUGCUUGUUUGUGUAUGCAAAUAAAGUGUGGCCCAAGAUAUAACUAG
Messenger RNA from Cyprinus carpio (common carp), 2331 nucleotides. It is a transcript of the gene chrnb1, whose product is annotated as cholinergic receptor nicotinic beta 1 subunit. The record is from RefSeq and is a predicted model, not a curated record. Gene Ontology annotation, biological process: signal transduction; regulation of membrane potential; nervous system process. Lineage: Eukaryota; Metazoa; Chordata; Actinopteri; Cypriniformes; Cyprinidae. Gene Ontology annotation, cellular component: neuron projection; synapse; postsynaptic membrane. Gene Ontology annotation, molecular function: acetylcholine-gated monoatomic cation-selective channel activity; transmembrane signaling receptor activity.